GAAAGUUUUUGGGUUUGGGAACAUUGAAAUUUUCUUGAAGUUGAAUACCUAUACUUAGUACCUACCUGUCUGCUUAAUCUUCAAUGCCAAUGUCAAUGUCAAUGCGCAAUUGAAGAAUACCAUAUUGUAUCCCAUUCUCAACCUCUUGCCGUCCUAUGCCACCAAGCGAUCGCCAUGACAAUUUCUUGUACAUCAAAUGGCUACCUCUACGCGACGAGUUGAACCGCAUCAGCGCCCGCAGAAACAUUACCAGCAGCGUAUGAGCCAACCUCCGCGACGCGCCCUCCUUCAUCAAGAUAAACACAAUAACCACAAUAACUCAGCUGCUGCAAGUCUUGACGCCGGUAGCGUGGCUGUUAAACAUGCCCAUGCUAUGGCGACACACAUCAAGACGCGAAAUUCACAGAGUAUCUUACAACAGCCUAGUCCACCUCGAAUGAAGCGUCCAUUCGACCCCAUUGCGAACAACUGCGAUCCUCAUAAGUCUAAGAGAACCCGAAUAACAGUCGAGAUUCUAGCCAGACCCAUCCAACACACUAGUCCUCCAAAGACCAUCACUGUGAGGCCCCAACCACAACAACAAUCCCCUAACCUCACUGCUACUACUACUGCUACCAACCAACCGAUCGCAACCGCUGUCGCAACGACUCAUAAAUCGUCUCCUCCCGUUCUACAACCAGAUUCCAAGACGGCGACAUCAAUAGAACCUCCUUUGAAAAAACACAAGGCGAAGGCUAUCAAUGGAAUUAGACAUGAAUUGGACAGGCUGCAACCAAGCGCAGCUGACACGAGUUCGGCGAGAGAACGGCCCGGUCGCAAAUUGAGAUCACAAGAGGCGACUAGAUUCAAGAGUGAAUUGUCGGCAUAUUUCCCCGAUUAUGACGAAGUAAUCGGCAAUGAUCCUAAAGAACAACAUAUCCUCAACCUUGAUACCCCAAUUAUCGUCGUCGAUACCCGUCCCCUCUCCGAUACUCGUCAAUCACAAGCCCCUAUCCCUUCUCCACAUUCAGCGCUAGAUUCCUGUGUUCCACCCCACUACGAUACAGUGCGAACGUACGGAGAUCAUCUGUUCGACGACCUACACGAUUCUCAAAGAGUUAGCUUCGCUUUUCUCCAGACAAGAGACAACGACAAAGAUGUCGAAGAUCCUCUGCCAGAUACCUAUUUCGAACCAGCACAUAAGAAAGCCGAAAGACUAGAGAAGUCUAUUCGCAACACCGAGAAAGGUCGUGCGCAACAUGAGAAAGAUCAGAUUAUCCGACUGCUCAACGAGCUACAAGGUCACGAUUGGCUGAGGACGAUGGGCGUCAGUGGCGUUACCGAAAGCCGGAAGAAGACCUUCGAACCUGCUCGAGACCAUUUUAUCAAGGGCUGUCAGGUGAUAUUGGAGAAGUUCAGGAUAUGGAGUCAGGAAGAGAAAAAGAGAAAGCUUAAGAAGGAACGGGCCUUAGCAGAAGAGGCUGAGAACGAAGAAGAGGCUGAUGAAGAUGACGAGGUCCAGUCAGACGAAGCAGAGGAACCCGAUGAGGACAUAGCGAUAGCUGAUGUCGAUGAAGCAGAAGAUGACGUUUCUGAUAACGUUAGCGAUGGCGACCCCCCUGAUUAUAGCGACGUUGAUGCAUCUGCGAAGCAGCUCCUUGAUGAAGCAUUGGCACGCGCAAAGUAUACGGCCUCUAACUCGAAGAGAUCUCGAGGUGAACCGCCUCCGACAUCAACGGAGCCUCGUGUGGUGAAAGAGUUCACUUCCUUCUUUAACAAGAAACAUCUGCGCGACGCAGCCCUCAGCAAAGGUCGACGAAGAGGUAGAACCGUCGUGGCCUGGGGUCAUCCCGUCCCAGAUAUGAUGGAAGACGACUUUGAAUUGCCAGAGGAAUAUCGAGAUAUGGAGACUCUGAAGGCCCAUGAGAGACAGAAGAGGCGAGAGAGACGUCAACGUCAACACUGACUUAGCGUCUCAAGGUAUAGCCUCAGGAGUAUGUAUGAAGCUUCUCCAGGGCUGUCAAUCGUCCUUAUCUUCGGGCCAAUGAUAGUGCUUGCAUGGUCAUAUAUACGCAUUUGCUAGGCACAUUAAACGUGUCAUCCUCCUUGCGCAUCAUGGAAGGCACUUAGCUAAUUUGGGCGAUUGAAUUCGCCCAUUAGUCAAUGAACAGAUUCUGCUGCUUGUGGAGAUGAAAAUGUAUUACUAGGAUGCGCUAUGCUUUUGCUUCUCAUAAUAAGGCUAAUAUAAUGUGAUAUCCAUCAAUCGAGCUGCAGCGUUUUACCUGGAGUAGAUGUAUGCAUAAGUAUAGGUACCUAUAUGUGUACCCUACUAUAUUCCAUGCGAUUCGUCAAGGUGUAUGCAGGUGCUCAAGUAUAUGCGAAAAGACGGUUAUUUAUAUGCUUCUCGUCACUGACGCAAGAUAAGGCCUACGUUAGGGACCUCCGGGGCUGAAGC
This is a messenger RNA of Annulohypoxylon truncatum, 2434 nucleotides long. Its product is annotated as something about silencing, SAS, complex subunit 4-domain-containing protein. The record is from RefSeq and is a predicted model, not a curated record. The coding region runs from base 197 to 1945 and encodes 582 amino acids. Gene Ontology annotation, cellular component: SAS acetyltransferase complex. Gene Ontology annotation, molecular function: histone acetyltransferase activity. The transcript has 3 exons. NCBI's taxonomy places the organism in Eukaryota, Fungi, Ascomycota, Sordariomycetes, Xylariales, Hypoxylaceae.